Rotaria sordida is the source of this 675-nucleotide messenger RNA. NCBI's taxonomy places the organism in Eukaryota, Metazoa, Rotifera, Eurotatoria, Philodinida, Philodinidae. The record is from the annotation of a GenBank genome assembly.
AUGUUCGUUUUGAUUGAUCGUCGUCUUCUCUACGGUCUAUUAGUGCCGAGUACUGUCAUUAUUAUUGGUGGUAUUAUUUGGUAUCAUAAUCGUCGAAAAAAUGAACAACUUCGUUUAAAUCGUUCAGAAUAUCUUGUACUUGAAAUUCAAGUACCUGAUUAUUGUAUUGGAAGUAUAAUUGGUAAAGGUGGUGAAGCGAUUAAACGUUUUCAACAACAAUAUUCAAUUCGUUGUGCAUUUGCUAAAGAUGAUGAAAAAAUUCUUAAUGAAAAUUAUCGAAUAUUAAUUAUACGUGGACAACGUCAUCAUGUAUAUGAAGCUGAAGUUGAAAUACGUCGUUUAAUUGCUGAUUUACCACAAUAUCAACAAAUUGAAAUGUUUAUACCUGAUUAUGCUUGUGGAUAUAUAAUUGGAAAAAAUGGUUCAAAUAUAAAAGAUAUUCGUGAUAGUACAAAAGCACGUCUUAAUUUAGAUAGAAAAAUUAUUGAUAAUUUAGAAAAUAAAAAAUUUUCUCGUUUAAUUAUUUCGGGUACUAGUGAACAAAUUGCAGCAGCUAAAACUUUAGUUGAAGAACGUUUAUAUCGAUUGGAACAAAAACAAAAAGAACAUGAUAAUGAUUCUGUUAUGACAACGAAUUUCAUUGGCGAUAACAAUGAAACUAUAGAUAAUGAUUAA